AUGAGCGCCACGAGGAUGGAGCGGGCGGGGAGGCGCGCUAAGGCGGGCUCGCUAAGCGGCUUGUCGGGCGGAGUGCCGAGCGGCGCGAGCGUUCGCCGACAACGCUCGCUCGAGUGGGGCGGCGACCGCUACAGCAGCAGCGACGACGACCGACCGCCCCAGCCGCCGCCGCUCGCCGACCGCGUGUUCGCGUCGCUGCUCGCUCAAGCCACCCAACAGUUUGAUGAUGAACAACGCCGCAUAUACGGGUCGCAAGGAGGAGAGGAACCUCCGCGCUACGUCAGCAGUCCGCAGCGGCAGGCCUCGCCCUUCCCUCUUGAGAGCACCAACCGGAGGUACUUCAGGAGGAACAGGAACUCCAAAGGCGAGGAGAUGUUUACCAACGAAGCAGGGGGCACACUCUCGCGUCGCCGGCGAGCGGACGACUUCACGCUCGACAACAACGCGCGAAACGCUCGCCAUUGCCUCAAUAAUGGCGCGCCCAACAACGGUGGUCAGACCAGCGAACGCGAGUGCGAGUCCCCGCCAGAGCCGGCUCCUCCCGAAGUACCUCCCAGAGGUCCCUCGCUGCACGUCACUCUACGACACCGGCCUGUGCCGUGCGACCAGCCCUCCGAGCCUGACCGCCUGUAUCUGUCUGAAGAAUUCGUGAUGUCAGAAGGCGGCGCAGGCACCUACCCAGCGCGCUCGCCCAUGUCCAGCUCCACCACCGGCCACUCCAGCUCAAGUCAUCACAGGUAA
Molecule: messenger RNA, 741 nt
Organism: Ostrinia furnacalis (Asian corn borer)
Lineage: Eukaryota; Metazoa; Arthropoda; Insecta; Lepidoptera; Crambidae
Exons: 5
Coding region: 1-741 (246 amino acids)
Source: RefSeq, a predicted model, not a curated record